GCUGCGUCCUGCUUCGUGGCCAUCCUCUUCCGACCAGAGGGCCGUGGGCUCCCCCUCUGCCCCGGCGGCUCCCGCGAACCGCCAGAAGCCGACGAGGGCAACUCGGGGGGCCUUAGGCUUGCAGCCUCGAGAUUCACGGACCCUGAGCUCUGAGACUCCCUAGGACAAUGACUCAAGCCGAAAUUAAACUGUGUUCUUUGUUACUGCAAGAGCAUUUUGGGGAGAUCGUAGAGAAAAUUGGAGUCCACCUAAUCAGAACUGGCAGCCAGCCUCUCAGAGUAAUUGUGCAUGACACAGGGACAUCUCUAGAUCAGGUGAAGAAAGCCCUUUGUGUUCUCAUCCAACAUAACCUGGUGACAUACCAAGUGCACAAACGUGGUGUCGUGGAGUAUGAAGCCCAGUGCAGCAACAUGUUGCGAAUGCUCAGGUAUCCCCGGUACAUCUACACCAUCAAAACCCUGUACAGUGAUACUGGGGAACUGAUUAUUGAGGAGCUCCUGUUGAAUGGCAAAAUGACCAUGUCUGCUGUUGUGAAGAAAGUGGCAGAUCGGCUCACAGAGACCAUGGAGGAUGGAAAGACAAUGGACUAUGCGGAGGUAUCAAACACGUUUGUGCGACUGGCAGACACGCACUUUGUACAACGCUGCCCGUUGGUGACUGCCACUGCAGAUUCAGAUUCUGAGCCACCACCACCUGCCCCUACACUUGUUAUUAAUGAAAAAGACAUGUACAUGGUUCCUAAACUCAACUUGAUAGGAAAAGGGAAAAGGAGGAGGUCGUCUGAGGAAGAUGCUACUGGGGAGCCCAAGGCCAAGAAGGCGAAGCACAGCACGGACAGCAAAGAGCCUGUUCCGGAUGAUGGGAUUUACUGGCAGGCCAACCUUGACAGGUUCCAUCAGCAUUUCCGUAAUCAAGCCAUUGUGAGCGCGAUUGCCAACAGGAUGGACCAGACAAGCAGCGAGAUUGUGCGGACCAUGCUCCGGAUGAGUGAGAUCACCACGCCCUCCAGUGCUCCCUUCACCCAGCCACUAUCUUCCAAUGAGAUCUUCAGAUCCCUACCUGUGGGUUACAACAUCUCUAAGCAAGUUCUUGAUCAGUAUCUCACUCUGCUGGCAGAUGACCCUCUAGAGUUUGUUGGGAAGUCUGGCGACAGUGGCGGAGGAGUGUAUGUCAUCAACCUCCACAAGGCACUGGCAUCCCUGGCCACAGCCACUCUGGAAUCCGUCGUACAGGAGAGGUUUGGGUCUCGCUGUGCCAGAAUAUUCCGUCUAGUUUUGCAAAAGAAACACUUGGAGCAGAAGCAGGUAGAAGAUUUCGCAAUGAUUCCUGCAAAGGAGGCAAAAGAUAUGCUAUAUAAGAUGCUCUCCGAAAAUUUCGUAUCACUCCAGGAAAUCCCCAAAACUCCAGAUCAUGCUCCAUCCAGGACCUUCUACUUAUAUACUGUGAAUGUGCUCUCAGCUGCCCGGAUGUUACUGCACAGAUGCUACAAGAGCAUAGCCAACCUGAUGGAAAGGAGGCAGUUUGAAACCAAAGAGAACAAGCGUCUAUUAGAAAAGUCUCAGAGGGUGGAGGCCAUCAUUGCAUCUAUGCAGGCCACUGGGGCCGAGGAGGCCCAGUUACAGGAAAUAGAGGAGAUGAUCACAGCCCCUGAACGGCAGCAGCUGGAGACGCUGAAACGCAAUGUCAACAAAUUGGAUGCCAGUGAGAUCCAGGUGGAUGAAACCAUCUUCCUGCUGGAGUCCUACAUCGAGAGCACCAUGAAGAGACUGUGACCCAGAAGAAGCCACUCUUAGACAUUGUGGAGCCGUGGAAAGAAAAGCAAGGAGUUGCCUGGAUGCAUUCGUUGCAGAUUCCUGUGCUAAGACCUGCCACCCCACACCUAUCAGCUAGGUGGCAAGAAUUUGACCUGUCAAAGUUGACUGAUUUGUUUUUUUAUCUUAUUCUUUCAAACCCUCAACACUGGAAAGAAACUUGGAUAAACCAAAUUAAUCAUCUGUCAAAUGUCAUCAAGAUCUCACCAAAGACUUUUGAGCAUCUCUGGCAGUAGGGAAGUUUUUCCUAAAUAGUUCCAUUCUCAAAAGUCAGUGACUUACAAAAAAUAAAAUAAAAAAGUCAAUGGC
Messenger RNA from Ochotona curzoniae (black-lipped pika), 2120 nucleotides. RefSeq names its product RNA polymerase III subunit C (gene POLR3C). The transcript has 15 exons. Gene Ontology annotation, cellular component: RNA polymerase III complex. The coding region runs from base 168 to 1772 and encodes 534 amino acids. Gene Ontology annotation, molecular function: single-stranded DNA binding. Gene Ontology annotation, biological process: DNA-templated transcription. NCBI's taxonomy places the organism in Eukaryota, Metazoa, Chordata, Mammalia, Lagomorpha, Ochotonidae. The record is from RefSeq and is a predicted model, not a curated record.